AUGGAAACGCUGAAAAAGCUACAAAAAAAUUCUCUUAAUAAAAAAGAACACAAUGAUCUUGAAAAUGUACUUGGAAUAAUAUUUGAUGAGUUAAUGCUAGACUUUAAAAUAAAAUUUAUAGAAAAAAUAUCGAUAUUAAUCAAUGAAGUGAAACAUAGUGACUCAAUUUUCGAAAUUGAUAAGGGUGAGCAUAAUGCGAAGCGGGGUAAACAUAACAAUAGUAACAAAAAUGAAGAUGAAAAAAAAAAAUAUAAUAAAUGCUUAUAUAAUGAGGACAAUACUCUUAGUAUAUAUUUAGAAAGUUAUAUGGAUAGAAAAAAUCAUAGUUUGUUAAAAAAAAUGAAAAAGGGGAAUAGAGAACGAGACAUAUAUGGAUUUUAUAAAAAUAUCGAUUCUGAAAAUGAUGAUAACAAAGUGGAGAAAGAAGAUGAUGAUAAAAAAAAACAUUCUCUCAAUUUAUUUGAAGGAGGGAAAAGGAAUUUUAAUUUUCCAAGUAAAAUAGAAAAUGAUAUAUAUAAAAUAAAAGACAAAUCAUCUUUUAUAUUAAAUAAAGACAAAAAAAUUAAGUCAGAUAAUGAUAAUAAUGAAAUAAAUUUAUUAAAUUUAAAAAAAGCAUAUGAAUAUAAUUAUUUAAAAAAAAAAAAUAUAUCUGAAAAUAUAAAAGAGUUAGAAAUUUCCAAUGAAUUAAAUAAGGAUAUAUCUGAUUUGCAAACACAAGUAGAUACGUCUCAAAAAAAAGAUUUAGAUAUAUAUUCGAAUGUAAUAAGUAGAUAUACAGUAAAGAGACUUUUAUCGAAUAGGGGAGUAGAUAAAUAUGGUAGCAAUAACAACCAAAAUACUUGUACAAAUAAAGAAUUGAUUAGUAGUUCAUAUAUAGAUAAAUUAAUGGUAGGAAAGAUGGAACGUUUGGGUUAUAAUAGUGAUUCGAAUGAUGAAAAUAUGAUAAAAAAUGUUAGCGGGGGUAUAGAAGAUGAUGAUAAUAAGGAAAAGGGAACAAGAUUGCGUGAAAAAUACCUUGGGAAAUUACGUGGAAAAUAUGAAGAAUUGAUAAGUAAGUCAUUAGAGGAAUUACCAGAGAAAGAGAAAGGUGAACCAAAUGAUUGGAAAUUUAAAUUCGUCGAUACUAUGAAAACUGAUAGUGCUAUUUAUAAGCCACGUUAUUGUGACUUAAAAGAUAAGUUAAGCAUAGAAAAUUUAAACUAUAAAAAUAUUGAAAAAGAAUAUGAUGCGAUUUGCAAAAAAAGAGAAAAGCAUAAAGUUGAAUCAUUAGCUUCAGAAAAAGAUCCUAUAAAUUAUUUGAUAGAAGCAGAAUUACGUGAAAGGAUAAAUAUUGAUAGCAAUGAUGACGAUAAUGAUAAAUGUGUGAAAAAUAACUGCAAAAAAACAAAAGGGAUACAUUGCGAAAAUAAAAAAAAGAAACAAUUAUUUUUUGAAGUUAUAAGAGGUAAAAGACGAAAAAAUUUAAAAGGAUUUGAAUGUGAUGAUUGUAAAUCUUUUUAUAAUGAAAUAUUUUCUGACCAUUCAGAAAACGAAAAUUUCAAACAAAUAGAAGAAAAUGUGAAUCGCUUCGAAAGCAAAAAAAAAAAUAUAGAUGAGGAUAAUAAAUCAGAUGAACAUAGAAACCCAGUUCAUGAUAUAUUAAAAAAAAAGAUGAAUCAAGAUAUAAAUAUCAAACCAGGGGAUAUAUUAUUAUAUAAAAAUAAUAAAUAUAAUUAUGACAAGGAAAAUAAUACAACUAUAAGUGAUACAUUAAAAAAAAUAUAUCAAAAAAAUCAUAUUAUUUACUCAAAGAAUAGAAAAAAUGAUUCUAAUUCUAUAUAUGACAGUGAUUUAGAUAAAUCUACAAAUGAUGGUAGAUUAUCUAAUAAAUAUGAACAAAAUGGAAAAGAACACAUUAACAAAUCUAAACAAGAUGAUGAAAAUGAGGAAACAUAUUAUGAGAUAUGUGAUGAUAAUCAAAACAAAAAAAAAGAAAUAAAUAAAAAAAAAGCUAUACAGACUUAUUCUCGGCAUAGGUUUCAUAAUAAGGUUAAUGAUUCUCCUCAAAAUUUUUGGGGUUUCGAUUUUUUUAAAUAA
Plasmodium berghei ANKA is the source of this 2076-nucleotide messenger RNA. Its product is annotated as conserved Plasmodium protein, unknown function. The transcript has a single exon. The record is from RefSeq and is a predicted model, not a curated record. Bases 1 to 2076 code for a protein of 691 amino acids. Gene Ontology annotation, biological process: DNA repair. NCBI's taxonomy places the organism in Eukaryota, Apicomplexa, Aconoidasida, Haemosporida, Plasmodiidae.